This is a messenger RNA of Chlamydomonas reinhardtii, 4756 nucleotides long. RefSeq lists its product as uncharacterized. The coding region runs from base 478 to 3351 and encodes 957 amino acids. Gene Ontology annotation, biological process: carotene catabolic process. Gene Ontology annotation, molecular function: carotenoid dioxygenase activity. The transcript has 17 exons. Gene Ontology annotation, cellular component: chloroplast stroma. The record is from RefSeq and is a predicted model, not a curated record. Lineage: Eukaryota; Viridiplantae; Chlorophyta; Chlorophyceae; Chlamydomonadales; Chlamydomonadaceae.
UUCGACGCUCCUGGCAAAUUCGCCCUGGGCUAAAGCAAUAAAUGAUUUGCAUUGUGUCCAGUUUGCGCUACAAUGCUGAGGCGCAUGCGACGCGAGCUCGCAAGCCAAAGCGCUCCACCCCCGAUCGUCCCAGUUAUUUCUUCCAGGCUUCGACCCCAUGACGCCUUUACGAGAAGUUUCGACAGUGGAGACUCUGUAUUGCAAAGUUACUCCCGGGACUUGCGCCGCGGCUCAGUGGAGGGCCAUCAGCUAACUCGUCCCGCCGAGCUAACAGGCUGGUCUUUCAGUCCGCGCGCACGCGUUUCUUUCUCUUCGCGGUGGUCCCUACUCAAAGCCGGAGCCUCGCUUCCUCAGUUUUCCUGGUCAUCGCCACUCCUUGUGCGCGUCCCAGCGGGUGCACCGUUGCCGCUGCGACUAAAAGGGGCCGGAAGCGCCACACACCGCCGCCACAGGUCAGCAGGCAGCAGGCAGCCAGGCAUGGCCGUAAUGGCAGCGGCACGCUCGGGCGUGCGGGCCCGAGCCGCCAGCUCCAACCCUCCACCCACUUCAUCCACAUCCUCCUCCACCUCCGCCGCCGCGUCCUCCUCCCUGCGCCCGUCCAUCUACUCAACCAGCGCAGCCGCCACCGGCAUCGGCCUCAUGCGGGCGUCUCACACGCGGCCGGGCUUUCCCUCCUCCCCUUCCCCAACCUCCUCCUCAUCAUCCGUGCCCUUUCUGCUCACCCCCAGCCGUGGCGGCAGCGGCUCGCCGCCACGCGCACGUGGCGGCCCCAGCAGCGUGGCUGUAGCAGCCAGCGGUGGCAGUAGCAGCGGCGCUGCUACUGCCACCGGCAGUGGCAACAGCAACAGCCGCCGCGGCAGCGUCGCCACUGCCGCCAGCAGUGGCGCCGCCGCCGCCUACAACAGCCAGGCUCUGGGCAUGUCGUCGGCGGGUGCCGCCGCCAGGCGGCGGUUUGCCGCCAACCGCCGCAACGGUAACGGUGGCAGCGGCGGUAACUCCAACAACCCGCUCGUACUGCUGUACGACAGGGCGGCCGCGGCGGUUGGCGACCUGUCCAACGCAACCUCCAAUGUGCUGCCGUCACUCUUCGACAUGGUGGACACGCUGGAGUUCGAGCUGACGGAGCUGGCGGGGCAGCUGGCCACCUCGCUGGCCAGCUCGGGACUCAUGGACGCAAUGGGGCUGCUGGACGGCAGCAGCACGGGCGGCAUGGAGAACGAGCUGGGUGACCUGCUGGGUCAGCUGGCGGAUGCGGUGGUGGCGGCCAGCGAGGGAGACUACAGCAAGCUGCUCCUACUGGCCUACGUCACCAUCGCCGUGGGCUGGAACGCCUCCCGCCCGCCCCCCUCGCCCUACCUCACCGGCAACUACGGCCCCGUUCACGACACGCUGCGUGCCGGCAACCUCCCCAUCCUCAACUACCCCGCCGCCUCUUUCACCUCCGCCGCCGGGGUGGGCAGCAGCGCCGGCAGUAGCACUACUGCUUAUGGUGCUGCUACUGCCAAUGGGGUGCUGCCGGAGGGCUUGCCAGAUGGCUACUACGUCCGCGCCGGACCCAACCCCUACCACAAGCCCGCGGCCGGGUACCACUGGUUCGAUGGCGACGGCAUGCUGCACGGCGUGCGCCUGCGCCGCGGGUCCGCCGCCUACGCCAACGCCUGGGUGGACACGGAGCGGCUCAAGCAGGAGCGGGCGCUGGGGCACCCCAUGCUGUUCCGCAUCGGUGACAUGGUCGGCGUCAAGGGCAUCGCGCUCAUGCUGCUGGGCCUCUUUGCUGAGCGCGUGGGCACAGUGCACCUGGACAAGGGCACCGGCACCGCCAACACCGCCGUGGCCUUCCACGCCGGCCGGCUGUUGGCGCUGCACGACGACGACCUGCCGUACGCGGUGCGAGUUGCGGACGACGGCGGCAUUGAGACCACUGGCCGGCUCGAGUACAAGGCAGCGGGCGGCGCGCAGGCGCAGUCGCUGCCGAACCUGGUGUCGCACCCCAAGGUCGAUCCCGUCAACGGCGACCUGCUGUUUGUGAGCAACCAGUUCCAGACCAAGCCCUACACGCACGCGGGUGUUAUCGAUAAGCAUGGCCAGCUGUCUAAGCUGUGGCCGCUGGAGCUCGACUAUCCCGUCGUCAUGCACGAUAUGGCCGCGACGCAGAAGUACAUCAUCGUGAUGCACCUGCCGCUGUGCGUGGACCCCAAGCGCAUGGUCCAGGAGGACGCCUCGCCCGUGUCCCUCCGCCGCGACCUGCCCAACCGCAUCGGCCUGCUGCGCCGCAACGCGCCCAACCACCAGCCCAACCACCAGCCCAACCACCAGCCCAACCGCCACAACCGCCACCAGCAGCAGCAGGAGGAGGAGGAGGAGGAGGAGGAGCCGGUGGUGCGGUGGUUCGAGGUGCCGGGUCCGGGCUUCGGUGUGUUCCACGUGGUCAACGCCUGGGAUGAGGGCGAGCACACCGUCAAGCUGUACGCCUGCCAGCAGGACAACGCCACCAUGGACCUGGCCGCCAUGGACUGCGCGCGCGACACCUCCCACCUGACGGAGUACGUGUUCGACACGCGCACCGGCGCCGCCGCCGCCCGCCGCAUGAGCGCCGUCAGCGCCGACUUCCCAGUGGUGGCGCCGGAGCGGGUGACGCUGCCCAGCCGCUACAGCUGGAUGGCCAUGUUGGCGACUGAGGGCACCCUGACGGCGGUGACGGGCAUUGCCAAGAUGGACCUGUCGGUGCCUGAGGGCGGCGAGGCGUGUGUGGCCGCCAUACGCUUCCCACCCGGCUGGAGUGGCGGAGAGGCGGUGUUCGUGCAGCGGCAGCGGAAGCAGGGGCAGAGAAAGGAGGAGGAGGUGGGGGACAAGGCGAGCCUCGAGGCCGAGGCGGCGGUGGUGGCGGCAACAGCGGCGGCGGCGGCGGCAGCUGGCCAGGAGCACGUGAGCGGCGGCGCCGCCGCCGCCGGCGCUGUCCUGUCUGGUGGCGGCGCCGCCGCCGUCAUUGACGACCCGGUGGGAGAUGACGGCUUCCUGCUGGUGUACGUGUACAGCAGUACGGAGGACACGUCGUACCUGCACGUGUACGACGCCCGUACGAUGGCGCCGCAGCCGCUGGCGGCGGUACGGCUGCCGCGCCGCGUGCCGUACGGCUUCCACGGCGCCUGGGUAACGGAGGAGCAGCUGCAGGCACAGAUGCCGGCGACGGCGGCGGUUGGCGAUAACGGUAACGGUGGCAACGGUGACGGUAACGGUCAUGAGGCCGUGGAGGGCGAGGAGGUGAAGGGCGGCUCGGGUGAGGGUGCGGCGGAGGAGGAGGCGGAGGCGGCUGUGAUGGAGGCACUGGCUGCGGUGAGCGUCAAGCGGUAGGGAACUAGGUGGAGACUCGUGGCAAUGUACCGCGGGCCUUGCGCAAUGGAUAGAAGCAUGUGCCAGCAGGGCCGAAAAGUAAGCUAGUAGCGUGAACGUCUGUGUUCUCUGAGUCCCUUUUUUAAAACGUUUCUUAUUUCAAGGAAAUUCGCGCCGCCAUACGAAUGAAGGGAAACGCCCAUGCAUGCCGGUCGCCGGCUGGCGCUGUGAAGAGAUGGGGGAGAGAUGGAUGAAUUGCUGCUUCGCUGCUGCAUGCAUGGUGGGGUGUUGCAAGGCGUGUGAGCUGAACAAACACCUGUGAAUUCCUGAACACGUGCACGCAUCAAUCCAUCCGAACAUCUACGUGAUCCAGCUUAAGUAAGAACCCCCAUGCAUGCAAUCAAGAUGCAAAAACUCCAUCAUGAACUCGGCCCUGAGAAUUACGAGUUCUUGCCUUCCGUUUGCCAUCUAUUCUUUAUGUGUGUGGUGGGGGGGGGGCUGUGCAGAUGCCCUCAGCCUCCAGGUGUGCUUAUGCAGGGAAGGGAUUGCGAAGGCGGCAUGUGGCGGUGAUGGCCCGGGUGGCGGCGAGAGUGCCGUGAGAAGUGUUGUCCCGCUUAUGCUAGGUACAGAAGCCUGAUCUCUUUCAGACUGUGGCGCAUACAUGUUUUUGGUUGGGGUUGCAUUAACGCUGUUGCACACGGCCUUCAUUGUGACACAGGCAUGAUAAGAGCAGGGUUUUGAGUGAGGGUUAUAAGCAUAGUCGAAGAAUGCAAGGAAGGGAGGCUGCGCGCAGUUUCCUGCUGGUGUCGUCUAAUCCUUUGCUUGGACUGGCGGGGGAGGGCAGUGUCAGGGCUGGGGUUGCCAGCAGGGGGGCACGGUGCGCCGCGCCGCCGGCGGCUUCACUAGUAACUACCUGCCAUGGCGGUCGUGGUAAAGGGACUUUUUUGGCGUUGCAAUUGCUUUCUUUCUGGGAUGUGUGAUUUUAUUGAGACUCCUGUAAGGGCUACAUAUAGCGCUUUUAGUAUCACGGGUGGGUGUGCGGCACGCACAAGGUGCCACGGGUAAGAGAUGCGGCUGAGGCGGAGGUGGACUGCUGAUGUGGGAGUGGCGCGAAGUAGCUACUACGUACACUACAUAGUCGCUGAGCAAACCCACCCCUGGUGGUGCUAGCGCUGGUGCUGGUGCUUGAGGCCGCGUUGCCGCGAGCGGGCGGGCCCGCGGGCAGGGGAGGCGGGCAAUGGGGCGGCCGUGUCAAGGGCUGGCAGCCUGGGCUGCUGCCCCCAAAAGUACCGGUACCCAUGCGGUGGCGUCAGAGCGGCCUCGGGUCGUGUGAGAUCGCAAUCUCAACGAGGUCGGCAGUUGCCGUCUUACUUGCAUUCCUCCGCGACCGCGACAAAUCAGGAAGCACCUGUAAAACGCAUUGCUU